This is a messenger RNA of Acyrthosiphon pisum (pea aphid), 2448 nucleotides long. RefSeq lists its product as uncharacterized. The record is from RefSeq and is a predicted model, not a curated record. NCBI's taxonomy places the organism in Eukaryota, Metazoa, Arthropoda, Insecta, Hemiptera, Aphididae. Bases 1 to 2448 code for a protein of 815 amino acids. Gene Ontology annotation, molecular function: nucleic acid binding. The transcript has a single exon. Gene Ontology annotation, biological process: DNA integration.
AUGUUCAAACCAUUUGUUGCUGUGCUACAGUGUAUAAGCAAGGAAGAGCAAGACCCACUCUUCACUUUAAAUAUAAAUGACGAUGACACUGUCAAAUCCUUGGGACUGUGUUGGAAGCCAAUCGCUGAUGAAUUCCACUUCCAAAUAACAGAUGUGCCAGAAAACUGCAAACUCACUAAAAGAACAUUGUUAUCACAAUUAAAUAGAAUUUUUGACCCGUUAGGUUUUCUGACACCGGUACUCGUCAAGGGAAAAAUAUUCCUCAAGCAACUAUGGCAAUUGAAAAUUGAUUGGGAUACUCCAUUACAAGAGGACCUUCAAAGAAAAUGGUGUUCAAACUACGAAGAUUUACAAAUUCUCAAGAACUUGUCAAUACCACGAAAAGGUAUAUUUAGCAUAAGUCAAAAAAUUGAAAUGCAUGGUUUCUGUGAUGCAUCGUUAGAGGCUUAUGGGGCUUGUAUUUAUGUCCGAUCGUUAGGACAUGAUGGGAUUUGGCAUUCACAAUUGUUGUGUUCGAAAACUCGAGUAGCUCCACUCAAAGGUAUAACUAUCCCGCGCUUAGAGCUAAAUGGAGCACAUUUGCUAGUACAAUUGGUUGUCAAGAUCUCUGAUGCAUGGAAAAUAAACCCGCUAGAAUUUCAACUCUGGACUGAUUCCAUGGUUGUAUUAUCCUGGUUGAAUAGCGACUCUAGUCGGUUAAAAACAUAUGUAUCGAAUAGAGUCACACAAAUAAUAGAGGUCUCCAGUCCUUCUCAAUGGCGACAUGUAAAGACAAAUGAAAACCCUGCUGACAUAAUCUCCCGUGGAAUAAGAGCUCAAGAGCUAAGCACAUCAACGAUCUGGUGGCAUGGCCCUUUUUGGUUAUCUCAAUCAACCGAUUGUUGGGAUACCACACCCAUACAACCAAUACUAAAAGCUGAACUUCCUGAACAACGACCGUUCCGUUUGGCGCUGCUAGCAACGAGCCCGAUCAAAGACUUGGUCAACAGUUAUUCUAGCUGGCCCAGACUUGUACGUGCAGUUGGAUGGAUUUUAAAAUUUAUUGAAUAUGUUGGGUCAAAAAGAGAAAGGCCAACGGCUAAGUAUCUCACUGUUCAAAACCUCAGAGCCGCUCAAAGAGCUUUACUCCAGACAGCGCAAGAAGAAGCAUUUGGUAAGGAAAUAGCAGCAUUACAACAACAUAAAAAUGUGUCUCACCGCAGUAAGUUGAAGUCCUUGAAUCCCUUUUUAAAGAACAAGUUAUUAGUCGUCGGAGGCCGGUUAGAGUAUGCCAUGAUAACAGAAGAGCAAAGAACACCAAUUAUUCUUCCUGCUGACCAUAGAGUAACUCGUCUAAUUUUUACAGAACGUCAUCGCAGCUUACUGCAUUGUGGUCCAUUAGCUCUUUUAGCAGACGUAAGACGUCAAUAUUGGCCUGUGCGGGGAAGGCUCACAGCAAGAUCGGUAGUCAAGCGUUGUGUUGACUGUGUCCGAGCAAAACCAAGGUUCCAACAUCCAUUGAUGGCACCAUUGCCAAAACAAAGAGUUACUUGUACACGUCCUUUUACAAAUACAGGCGUUGAUUUCGCUGGCCCAUUGACAAUACGAAGCGGAAUCCGCGGGAGACCUGGCAAGAAAGCUUGGAUAGCAAUAUUUGUCUGCUUUUCUACCAAGGCAGCGCAUAUAGAAGCAGUUGAGGAUUUAACAUCCAGUGCGUUUAUUGCCUCACUUCGAAGAUUCUGUUCCAGGAGAGGAAAACCUGAUAAAAUCUGGAGUGAUAACGGUACCAAUUUCGUUGGAGCUAGACGAGAACUAACAACAUUUACAAAGGGCAUAGAAUCACUGUCGGCUGCCGAAGACAUCAAUUGGCAUUUUAACCCGCCUUCCACCCCACAUUUCGGAGGAAUUUGGGAAAGCUGCGUUAAAAGUGCGAAGCAUCAUUUAACAAGAAUUGUCAAGGAUGCACAUUUGACACUCAGCGAACUGCAGACUCUACUCUGUCAAAUUGAAGCGUGUCUAAACUCUCGCCCUCUUACACCAUUGAGUAGCUGCCCAGACGAUUUAGAACCGCUCACCCCUGCUCACUUCCUAAUAGGGGGUCCAAUCACGUUGCCUCCGGAACCAGAUUUAACAUCUCAGCAAAUAAGUGGGCUUCGAAGGUGGAAGUUAGUACAAGCACUCAUGCAGUCUUUUUGGACAAGAUGGACCUCGGAAUACUUGCCUCAGCUGCAGGUCAGAGGAAAAUGGACUACGGCAACCAAGCCAUUAGCAGUCGGCGAUGUCGUAAUUGUAAGGGAAGACAACAUGGCUCCAUGCAAGUGGAAGAUGGCACGCAUAACAUGUCUACACCCAGGAAGGGACGGUCAUAUCCGAGUGGUCACCAUACGAACUGCUAAUGGUACAGAGACGAAAAGGCCAGUCCUCAAAUUAUGUCUGCUGCCAGUCGAGAAAGAGUUUGAAGAUUCCUGA